CACUUUCUGGCGAACAUCCCGGAUAGUCCUAGACUUACUCUCUUGAAAAAUGUCGCUGGUGGAUGAAGUUUUGUCUAAGCUUACACUAAGUCAUGAAACAGCUGUCAAAAUCAAGAGCCUUUUGCAAUCAGAGAUGGUGAAGGGAUUGGAAAGAGAUAGUGGCAGCACGUUGAAAAUGCUCCCUACUUAUGUGCACGAUAUACCAAAUGGUACAGAGGAGGGAGAUUUCUUAGCUAUUGAUCUUGGUGGCACAAAUUUCAGAGUAUUGAAGAUCAGUUUGAAAGACAGGAAAUACAAGCAAGUGGAGAAGAAAAUUGAAUUGCCUUUGGAAAUAAUCACGGAUACACAGCAGACUCUGUUUGGUCAUCUGGCAGAUGUGGUUACUGAGUUCAUCAAGGAUAAUAAAAUUUCAGCAACUUUGCCUCUUGGUUUCACUUUCUCAUUUCCAGUGAAACAGCGUAGUCUGACUUCAGGCUUGCUGAUUACGUGGACUAAGAAAUUCACGGCUGAAGGGGCUGUAGGAAAAGACAUUGUGGAGUUGCUGAAAGCUGCUUUUGAUGAAAAACAGGUGAAAGUUGAUGUGGUUGGUCUUGUAAAUGAUACAACAGGGACAAUGAUGGCUUGUGCCCUGACUGACUUCAAUUGCCACGUUGGUGUCAUUCUUGGUACAGGCACAAACGCCUGCUACAUGGAACAAAUAGAGAACAUUCCAAAGUGGACAGGUGACAAGAACCAAAAGCAGGUGAUUAUCAACAUGGAGUGGGGUGCAUUUGGCGAUGCCACUAGUGGAGAUCCACAAGAGGCAGGUGCUUUAGCUGAAAUUCGCACCGAGUUUGAUAAAGAGUUAGAUGUUUCAUCUCCUAAUGCAGGGAAGCAGAGGUAUGAAAAGAUGAUAUCGGGAAUGUAUUUGGGUGAACUUGUACGUUUGGUGUUGGUCCAACUGACAAAAAAAGGACUCAUAUUCAAUGGUUUAGCAUCAGAUGAGCUAUUGACAAGAAAUGUCUUUGACACGUCAUUCAUCUCAAAUGUGGAAGAUUUGAGUAAUUCUGAUCACUCUAAGACAAGAGAGGGACUGUCCAAGCUCAAGCUGAACUUUGCUUCUGAAGAUCUAGACAUUGUAUUGAAAGUCUGCCAAGCCGUGUCAAGACGUGGGGCCCGUCUUGCUGCAGCUGGUGUUGCAGCUGUUGUUGAGAAAAUCAAGAAAGUUGACGAUUGCGUUGUAGCUGUGGAUGGAUCAGUUUUUCAGAAACAUCCUACAUUUAGCGGGAUCAUGAAGGAGACUUUGAAUGAGCUACUGCCAGGAAACAAAAUUCAACUUAAGAGAGCAGAAGAUGGCUCUGGUCGUGGUGCAGCUCUUGUUGCAGCUGUUGCUGUUCGAAUGAAAGGGAAGUUGUAAAGUGUUGAAGAAUUGUUUGAACACUUUGAUUUGCGUAGUUACACAUAACUCUGAUUGUUGCUUGCUGAAUGAAUUUUUCUUAGUAUGUUGUGUUUCUCUUAGUCAUUAAGAGAUUUUGGUUUUUGCUUGAGAAGUCGAAGAGAUGAAAUCCUGAUCUAAUGAACAAA
This is a messenger RNA of Corticium candelabrum, 1563 nucleotides long. Its product is annotated as hexokinase-1-like. Lineage: Eukaryota; Metazoa; Porifera; Homoscleromorpha; Homosclerophorida; Plakinidae. Gene Ontology annotation, molecular function: D-glucose binding; ATP binding; fructokinase activity. Gene Ontology annotation, biological process: glycolytic process; glucose 6-phosphate metabolic process; intracellular glucose homeostasis. The coding region runs from base 50 to 1396 and encodes 448 amino acids. The record is from RefSeq and is a predicted model, not a curated record. The transcript is spliced from 6 exons. Gene Ontology annotation, cellular component: mitochondrion; cytosol.